CAACCUUUUUGUUGAGAUAGUACUAUGAGAUUGUAAUCGAAAUGCCUUCCUUCAACUUAAGGCCGCUUGAUGACGAAAAAGACAUUGCGGUUCCCUUUGGCAAAACAACGAUCGGAAGAGGUCCUUUCCUUGGGGUUACAGAUAAGCGAGUGUCGAGAUUGCAUGCGGUACUGGAGGUGACAAAUGAAAAUCUUUCUAUUUUGCCCCUUCACACCAAUCCAACCUUCUUGAAAGCUUCUGAUAGCCAGAAGUUCAUAAGUUUGAAGAAAGACGAAAUCAGAGUCCUGAUCAAUGGUGAUGUUAUUGCAUUGCUUCCAGACAGCUUGUGCUUUAUGGUGGUUUGUCAUGGAGAUUCAUGCAAGACUGGUGUAACUGAAGGACAAUUGAGAUUCUCUGAGUCAAACAAUGUUCAUGAUGAAGGAAAACCUACAAAAUCAUCAAACACAUCCACAGAUAUGUUGCUAGAUGAAUUUACGAAUAAUGGGCCUUCCUCAAGAACAUGUUCUGCAGAUGCAGUUAUUCGACAUGCAGAUGGGAACUUUACUGACAGUAAACCGUCCACUCAAGACAUGGCUACAGCUAGUUCUUCUCUUUCUGUGUCUGAGACAGAUGUGAUUUCACCAUCCAAACCAUUGAUAGAGCCUGCACCUUUUCUGCAAAAGACACGCAAACUGCCUUCAUGGUUAAUAGAGUCAACAACUCAUAUAAAAUCUCCAGCUAAGAAUUCAGUUAACAAGAGAAGAGGAACUCUGGCUAACCAAGAUGUGGAUAAGGAAAUGGCUGCAAGUAAGAAAGAUAACAAAGGAAGAAACAAAACCACACAGAGAGGAAAAUCAUCAGUUGAGGAGGACCAGAAGGUUUCAAGCACCAGUGAGGAUUUUAUUGUCAGGGAUGAUGAUGAGCAUGAUAGGGGGAGAGCAAAGUGUAAAUUUGCAAAGAAAAGAUCAUCUAUAAACACUGAAGAUAAUGAGGAAGAUGUUAAAUCCACAGCAAGAAAGAAGGCAAAAACAAGUAGAAUAUUAGUGACUGAAAAUGAUGUUGAGAAUGAGCCUGUAGUACUGAAAAGCAAGGAGGAUGUUGGUCAAACAUUUUUAGGAGAUACUAAUACUGGUGGAAAUGAUGAUGAGGUGUCUGCAUCCAAGGUAGAAUGAACCCAAAGGAAUAUUCAUUGUAAAAAUAGUGCCUCUUAAAUGAGCAGCCCUUUCAAAUAAGUGGCCCACAAAGUUUGAAACAAGCUCUCUUCUUUCCCCAAACAGGUACUGCCUUUCCUUCCCUCCCCCAGUUUAAAAGGCCAACGCUGAAUUAGUUGGGUAUCUAUACUAUGCAAUCUCAUUUCACCAUCAGCAAUAAUUUAUAUUUGCUAUGUCAUUACAAUACAUUCAAGAGACUGUAACUACUUGGAGGGGGACAUUGAGGUUUACUGUAUUGCAGUAUUGGAAAAUUUAUUGUAUUAUUUUUUAAUUGUGGUCUUCUCAAAACCUGUGGGAUGCAAUUUUCUAGUAUUUUAGGUGGUACUGGUACAUAAAAAAAUAUUCUUCCAGAAACAGGCUCAGUGAAACAGGAGUUCAAACAGCUUUAUGGUUCUCUAAUCUGUCAUGCGAGUUAUUAUAUGAAAUGAGAUCAUAAAUGAUUGUCAACAGUCCUAAUCAAUCAACAAUUUCAGUGGCCUAUUGCAAAAAUCAGCCUGCGUAGCCAGGCUCUUUUGGGGGGGGGAGGGAUGGGGGGAAGGGGAAAGAGGGGAGAGCCUGCACUGGCCCUAUUGUUUUCGCGUUUACCGCCCAAAAUUUUUAACCAAUCAUACUCGCCGAAUAUCAACCAAUCAGAAGGCGCCAGAAGCAGUUCUCGCGUUCACUAUCAGUUUCCUGUCAAAACAAACUCGCACCUCUCAUGGCGGACACAGAGAGUUCUUUUACUAGAGCAAAGAAAGGUAAAAAACCGUCUUCAAACCGAUCAAACGAAUUUUGUAGACUUUGUAAAAAGAGCCUUCGAAUUUUGUAUGUUGAUCGUGUAACCCAUACAUCCUACAGUAAUAUUUUUAGAGCACCGAACGAUCUGUCCAAGAACCGCUGUCAGAAUCUCUCAAAAGCAUUGGAAUUAUUGUCGAAAACGAAGAAAACUGUGGGACAAGUAUUGUGGGACUGGCGGAAGAAAAUUUCUAGGUCUUCAUGAAUCAUUUACCAGUGUUCAACAGUCUUAAAGUCGAAACGAGUCGUCGUGUGCUGAGUUAUACAAGGCGAAGAGAAAAGGGGACAAUGGAGUGAUACCAUCGAGAUCAAGUCCUGCAAUUAAUCGCAAGACACGCAGAGUACUAUCACCAGGAAAAUCUAAGUCAAUAAAGGAACUUUUCUCAACAGGCAAAGAGAACGAUUUACCGACAGAAAGAGAUUCAUUCGAAGAGGUGCGAAGAAAGCAAGCAAUUGAAAAUGUGGCUCUUUCGAAGUUAAACAUUUAACAAUUAUUCCACGAGCGUGCGUUGGAUAUGAGAUGUUUAAGAUAGCCAACG
Molecule: messenger RNA, 2503 nt
Organism: Stylophora pistillata
Lineage: Eukaryota; Metazoa; Cnidaria; Anthozoa; Scleractinia; Pocilloporidae
Product: aprataxin and PNK-like factor
Biological process (GO): double-strand break repair
Cellular component (GO): site of double-strand break; nucleus
Molecular function (GO): protein binding; 3'-5' exonuclease activity; DNA-(apurinic or apyrimidinic site) endonuclease activity
Source: RefSeq, a predicted model, not a curated record